This is a messenger RNA of Annulohypoxylon truncatum, 5165 nucleotides long. Its product is annotated as Oligoxyloglucan reducing end-specific cellobiohydrolase. The coding region runs from base 349 to 4905 and encodes 1518 amino acids. Gene Ontology annotation, molecular function: protein binding. The transcript has 2 exons. Gene Ontology annotation, cellular component: Golgi apparatus; membrane. NCBI's taxonomy places the organism in Eukaryota, Fungi, Ascomycota, Sordariomycetes, Xylariales, Hypoxylaceae. The record is from RefSeq and is a predicted model, not a curated record. Gene Ontology annotation, biological process: Golgi to endosome transport; protein targeting to vacuole; Golgi to vacuole transport.
GCGGCGCAUCUUCAAAGCUGAGACUUUCAACUCGUGUACAUCAUCUUAACUAACAAUCAAUGACAAUAUUGAAGAAACCAAAACAGCCAUCAAUUUUCUCUCUCGAGUAGUAAAGAAAAUACCUCUUUCAUCAUACCUAUUAAUCCUAGAUACUUUAUUUCUCGUGUUAUCUAGUGAUACCAGCUACCAGCGACCUGUUUCUACCUAGGCAGCGUCUACUAAGCUCGAAAUACUUCUCCCUCCAGCUGCGCCCUUCCAUAUCCGCCUCUAUCCAUUUCGAACCCUCUCUACGCAGAACAAUAAAUACUUUGUCAUGAUCUCCACGUUGUCGUCAACAACCACGCAACCAUGAGGGCCAGGGGAGCUUCGGGGGCGGCAACCUCGCUGUGGUCGUCCGUCUUCUUGUUAACAGCUCUUCUAUGGAGCGUCCCGACUGCUUACGCAAAGAGCGGACCGAACAUCGUCGUCAAAGAGUUCGAAAACCCGCCGAACAACCUGAACUACUUCAAAGGUUCAAAUGUCGUCCUAUUCCAAGAAGCCUACGGGCACACCAUUUGGCGUUCGACUGAUGGCGGCGCAAACUGGUCAAAAGCCGAAGGAAUCGAACACGAUAAGGCCGCCGCCCUAGUCAUGCACGAGUACGAUCCGAAGCGCGCCUAUGUUUUGACUCGUGGUAACGUCCACUGGAAGACAGAUGACCAGGGAGAGACUUGGAAGACCUUCUUUACCGACGCCUAUACGAGUAAUUUCAUCGAUACUAUCGGCCGAUGGAUGAAUUUCCAUGCCGAUGACCAUGACAAGAUUCUAUUUACCGGUAUGGAUUGUCCGUUCCCGGAGCUCUGCGAAGAGGUGGUUAUGUAUACCGAAAAUAACUUCGAGGAUGAUGCCAAGUUCUUGCGCGGACGUACUCAGGGCUGUUGGUGGGCCAAGUCGUCGCCACUUUUCACUACUGGCGAUGAUGAGAAGGAUAAACAAAGAAUUUUGUGCAUCAUCAGAGGCGGCAUCUUCUCACCCCAGGAAGACAACCGCCUUCUGAUUUCCGACAACUUUUUUAGCGCCGAAGGAGCCGACGGAGUCAUCCAGGAGUACGAGCCAGAUUUGAACGGCAAUGGCGCUAUCCAGGGUAUUGUGAGCCUAGUCGAAGUCAAGAAAUACCUCCUGGUAGCUGCCACCUCGCGUAAUACGGCUGAGAUGACUCUAUUCGUGAGCGGCGACACCGUGAAGUGGCAUCGCGCCGUGUUUCCUCAUGACCAUCCUCUCCUAGAAUCCUCGUAUACCGUAUUGGAGAGUACCAACUAUAGCAUCCAAAUCGACGUCAGAACCAGCAAGCGGUUGUCCAACCCUAUGGGCACUCUAUUGACUAGCAAUUCGAACGGCACGUAUUUCACCAGGAACGCUGAGCAUACCAACCGUAACCUAGAAUCCUACGUCGACUUCGAAAAAGUCUCCAACAUUCAAGGAAUAUUCCUAGUCAACCAAGUAGAGAACUGGGAGGAAGUAGAGGAAGGCAAGGCGGGUAAAAGGGUUAAGACGAAGAUCACUUUCGACGAUGGCAGAACUUUCGAGUCUGUCAAGACAGGUGAUGAAGAAAUUCACCUACACUCCGUCACGGAAAUGAACAAUGUCGGCCCCGUCUUUUCAAGCCCUGCUCCAGGUCUCGUGAUGGGCAACGGUAACCAAGGUAGUUAUCUUAGAGACUACUGGGAAUCUCAUCUUUAUAUAUCCGACGAUGCUGGCAAAACGUGGAUCGAGGGGCCAAAGGGACCACACAAAUACGAAUUUGGCGAUCAGGGAUCUAUCCUCCUCGCUGUUAGAGAUAGUGAGGAAGCUGAUGUAAAGGAGAUUAAGUACUCUCUGGACCACGGUAAAAGUUGGGAGACGGCCGAACUGCCCGAAGGCCUGAGUAUCUCUCCUUGGACGUUGCUGACUGAUCAAGGCUCGACCGGCCUCAAGUUUCUGCUUACUGCUAGAAAGGGGUCGAGAGCUUCACCUACUGGCUUCUACGUCGUCUCCAUUGACUUCGAAGGUCUCCAUGAGGAUACUUGUAAGAACAGCGACAUGGAGGACUGGUUCGCGCGAGUAGGUGACGAUGGCAAGCCAAGCUGCGUGAUGGGCCAUACACAGAAAUACCACAGACGGAAGAAGGAUGCGCAGUGCUUCAUCAAACAAGAAUUCAAGGAUCCUAUUCCCGAGUCAUCUCCGUGCGACUGCACCAACGCCGAUUUUGAGUGUGACUUUAACUUUGUGCGGGAUGGAGACGAAUGCAAGCCCGCUGGCCCGAUCCAGGCACCCGAGGGCGCUUGCAAGAACGAUAAUCCAGACGAGAAGUUUUUGGGGUCAUCUGGUUGGCGUCUCAUCCCCGGAAACGAAUGUAAGCGCACAGGGGGGGAUCAGAAAGAUAAACAGAAGGAGUGGAAGUGUUCGGACGCUAAAAGCUCGCCGAACGCACCCGGAAGUAAUGAGAUCGAACACACUCUAGUUCCCUUUGACGGCGAGUUUGAUCGCUUCGAUAAGCACUACCUCGAGCGGGGUGAAUUAGAUCCCGAGGAUGGAGAGACAAUAAUCGCCAGACCGUAUAAAGCGCUCACCGGCGCGGCGGGUGACGUUUUCAUCACGCAUGAUCAUGGCAAGAAUUGGACGAAGGCUAAGUUGCCCGGAGACGAGGGUAUUUACGCGGUUGUCACACAUCCUUAUGUUAAGGAUAUGGCAUUCCUCUUGACCCGGGGAAAAAAGGUCUUCUACACUGUUGAUCGUGGUCGGCAUUUCAACUACUUCGAAACACGAGAUGAACCAGAUACCAGCUUGGAUAGGUUACCUCUUGCGUUUCACCCAGACCGACCAGACUGGCUCAUAUGGCAUGGAAAGAGAUGCACUGGCGACAAUGAUUGCCAUCUUGUAGCCACCAUUUCUACUGAACGCGGUGAAGACUGGAAGACCAUCAAGCGCAAUGUGAUCAAGUGCGAGUUCACUGGCUCAUCUGCAUACAAGUUUCGCAAUAACACACAAAUACUGUGUCUCGCGAGGGCGCAUGAAGAGACCAGAGAUAAUGACCCCCUCCAACUAUUGUAUAGCGACGAGUGGCCAAGAUAUGAGAUGAGCGUGGCCUUGCAGAAUGUUAGCAAUUUCGCCACUAUGGCUGAAUUCAUCGUCGUCGCCACGGAAAAUCGAACAGAGGGGACGCUCAACGCGCUUGCUAGUAUGAAUGGGCGCGAUUAUGCACCAGCACAUUUCCCAUUCAACUUCCAGGUUCCGCAUACAAAUGCAUAUACUGUCCUGGACAGCUCGACUCACGCCGUCAAUUUGUUUAUCGUUACCGAGGACGAGGAAAAUCACCGGUACGGGUCGAUCCUCAAAAGUAAUUCGAACGGAACAUCCUAUGUGCUGAGCAUUGCGGGCGUCAACUGCAAUAGGGGCUAUUAUGUGGAUUUCGAAAAGAUGCUCGGCUUAGAAGGAGUUGCACUCGUCAACACGGUAGAGAACAAGGGCAGCGAUUCGGAGCCAAAGAAGCUUACUACACGAAUAAGUCACAACGACGGGGCCGAGUGGGGAUUCCUGCCACCUCCCGAACGAGAUCUUGACGGCAAGGAAUUUAGCUGCUCUAGCAAAAAUGGAGAUGAAUCAUGCGCUCUCCAUAUCCACGGCUAUACUGAACGAGCCGAUUUUGGGAAGACCUACUCGUCAGAGUCAGCAGUCGGCAUCAUGUUUGGCGUCGGUAAUGUUGGUCCGAUUCUCGGAGAUCCUAAAGACGCCGACACCUUCAUGACGGCUGAUGCAGGGCUAAGCUGGAAGAUGGUGAAGAAGGGCAGCUGGACGUGGUCUUUCGGUGACCAAGGAUCGAUCGUGGUUCUCGCCCAAAGAAAUACACGAUCCAAGUCCAUAUCCUACUCACUUGAUCGGGGCGAUACUUGGAACGACUAUACAUUCACAGAUUCCGAGGUCGUCAUCACCGAUAUUACGACGCUACGUUCUGGUUCGUCGAGAAACUUCCUCCUCUGGGGUCACCAAGGGGACAAGCUCUUCACCGUGAAUAUCGAUUUCUCGGGCUUGGCAAGAGAGCCAUGCAAAGAUGACGAAGACCGGGAAAAAUCUGACUACGAAUUAUGGUCGCCGCAGCAUCCUUUACAGCCGAACGGUUGUCUAUUCGGUCAUAAAAACCAGUACCUACGCAAAAAGAAAGAUCGGAAAUGCUACAAUAGCUACAAGCUUCAGCACUUGUACAACGUCGAGAAUUGUGAGUGUACUCGACAGGACUUUGAAUGCGAUUAUAACUUCGAAAUGGAUAAUCAUGGGCACUGUGCACUCGUCGAGGGUCUUAAACCCCUGGACCCCGAGCAGGUUUGCAAGGAGAAGCCCGAUGAAAUCGAGUACUACGAGCCUAGCGGCUUCCGUCGAAUCCCCUUAACAACUUGUAAAGGGGGCUUCGAGGCCGACAAGGUGCUUCAGGCUCACCCUUGCCCUGGCCACGAGGAAGAAUUCGAAAAAGCACGCGGCGUCUCCGGCGUCGGUCUUUUCUUUGCCAUCGUUCUUCCGUUCGGAUUCGCAUCGCUAGCCGGCUGGUGGGUCUACCGCAACUGGCAAAGCAAGUUCGGGCAGAUUCGACUUGGUGAACAAAGCGGUUUCGACAGCGAUUCGCCAUGGGUCAAGUACCCUGUGGUGACAGUGUCGGCGGUAGUAGCGGUUAUUGGCGCGAUGCCCCUUCUGGUAGGAAGUCUGCGGCGUAGUGUAGGCUCCGCGAUAGAUAAAUUUAGGAGCAGAGGAGAUAGCGGCGGUCGGUAUAGCUGGCUGCGGGGAAGCCAGCGAAGGUACACGACGAGAGACAGCUUCGCUCGAGGCAGAGGUGACUAUGCCAUCGUGGAUGAAGACGAAGGCGAACUUCUUGGCGACGACAGCGACGACGAGGUGUGAGCGACGAAGGGUCUUACUUCUCUUAUCACAUGUAGUGUGGGAGGAGAGGAAUUGAAUGUAUUUUUUGCAACUCGGGAGGCGCAUAGGCAACAGGCAGGGUUUAGGAAAAUCGUGAUGAUCUAGGCGAGGGAUGGUGUAGGCAAGAAUAUGAACCAUUCGUUGCCGUUGUCUACGACGUUAUCUACAAUCACCUAGGUAGUCACUGUAGCAUUGUGCGAUGGAAGAGACAGUUUUAGCUCCUUUUUUUUUGGUUAGCAUCA